AUGGCCGACUUCGCACCCCCACCAGGACCUCCCCCACCAAAAGUACCAGAAGGCUGGAAAGCCGUCUGGAACGCACAGUACAGCGAAUGGUUCUACGUCAACACCUACACCAAGCAGUCGCAGUGGGAACAGCCCACGCAGCCCGCCCACGCACCUGGCGAUGCGCCACCUCCAGGCGCUCCCCCGGGCUAUUCACACCCCGGCAGCGGAGCCGUCGGAGGCCAAUCCACCGGCGCAAGUGAGAAGGGCAGCUUCGGCAGCAAUAACCCGUACGCAAAUAUAAGCGACGACGAGGCUUUUGCGAGGAAAUUACAAGAAGAGGAGAAUGCGCGUGCGAAUGCUCACGCUGAUGCUUCGCGCGGUCAGUCAAACGACUACUACAACAACCAGUCGGGUCAGGUGCAACCACCACAGUAUGGCGCUUAUGGCCAGCAGAACCCGUACGUCCAGGGACAGUACCAGGAGCAGCAAACACAGGAUAAGAGUAGUAGCAAGGGUAAAGGCUUUCUAGGCAAACUUCUCGGCAAGGCAUCUGGCUCGUCGUCGUCGCAUCAACAACCACAGCAGGUCGGAUACGGCCAGCCGGCGUACGGUCAUGCGGGCGCAGGGGGUUACUACGGCGGUGGACACGGUCAGCCUAUGGGUGGCGGUAUGCCCAUGGCCGGAGGCAGGCGUCCGGGAGGUGGCGGCAUGGGAAUGGGUGGUAUGGCUCUUGGAGCUGGAGGUGGUUUACUAGCCGGUGGGCUCAUGGGUUCUGCAAUGGCUGGUGAUGGUGGCGAUACUUAUGUCGAGAACAACUAUGGUGAUGACGGUGGUAUGGACGGAGGCGAUAUGGGCGGUGGUGACAUGGGAGGUGGGGAUAUGGGCGGUGACAUGGGAGGAGGAGACUUCUGA
Messenger RNA from Pyrenophora tritici-repentis Pt-1C-BFP, 894 nucleotides. RefSeq names its product DUF2076 multi-domain protein. NCBI's taxonomy places the organism in Eukaryota, Fungi, Ascomycota, Dothideomycetes, Pleosporales, Pleosporaceae. Gene Ontology annotation, molecular function: protein binding. The record is from RefSeq and is a predicted model, not a curated record.